Messenger RNA from Candoia aspera, 1725 nucleotides. It is a transcript of the gene PRIMA1, whose product is annotated as proline rich membrane anchor 1. Lineage: Eukaryota; Metazoa; Chordata; Lepidosauria; Squamata; Candoiidae. The record is from RefSeq and is a predicted model, not a curated record. The coding region runs from base 38 to 511 and encodes 157 amino acids. The transcript has 4 exons.
CAGAUUGUGAGAAGGAGCUCCCAUUUCCUCCAGAGCCAUGAUGCUAGUCCGAGAAGUCCUGCUCUUCCUUCAGUGCUUCUGGCCUUCUUUGCUGCUACACUGGACGCUCCAUCCCAUGUGGGGCUUCAUUCAGAUUACUCAGGGCGAGCUCCAGAAGUCAUGUUCUAAGCCUGUAGUAGAGAAAGCUACAGAUAGUUGCCAACAUAUCUGCCAAUGCAGACCACCUCCAUUACCACCACCACCACCACCUCCACCACCACCAAGGUUGCUUGGGAUCUCAUCUCCCACCAUUCCUAUUUGUCCUGCUGGAGCGCCCUGGCCAAGUCCGGCUAUAAUUAUUGCAGCGUGUUGUGCCAUACCAGUGUUCCUCUUUCUAGUUUUCAUCAUUUGCUACAAAGCCAUAAAAAGGAAACCUAUGAGAACAGAAGAGAAUGGAACAAGUCAAGCUGAGUAUGCAAUGACAUCCUGUCAAAACAACAAGACAGUUGAUGCUAACAAUGCAUUGGUGUAAUUUCCAAAACCACCUCUUGAAUAGUAAACAUUAAAAGCACACAUGGUAUAUGCAAGGUGGGUGAAAUGCAGCAUCAAGAGAAGACUUAUGGCCGAGGACUUCAUUUCAGAAAUAGUGCACGCAUCAGAUAUUCUGAGAAGAAAAGCAGGUGACUCCUCUUUGGCUUGCUGAGUGUCACAAAAGGUGGGAUUAUACUUGGGGCUACUCUGAAACAAGGAUUCACAGAGGCCUACUCACUGCAUGCUGGAUCUAUUGAAAGCAACAUUGCAGUGUCUCUUCUUCCUUCCUCAUUUUUGAUUGACUGUUUAUUUUUUAAAAAUGCAUCAGUGAUCCUUUGAUGAUUAAGAAGGUGAUCUGUUCAAAACACUAAAAUACCUUAAUGGGGUUGCAAAUUCAAUCUUUGCAUUUUUCUGUUUCUUUACAGUCAUUAUAUGACCCAUCCUUUAUCAUGAUUAUGUUGUUGAAGUGGAAAAUAUCCAUUCACUGAAAGGGAACAUCCCUCCCUGCCCAGUUGCAUGAUCUCAUAGAAUGUAUCCCUUCCCAUACAAUCUGAUGACGAGAUGUAGAUGCCACUACUACAAACAAAAAAGCAUCUCAGAAUGUCUUGUAGCAAUUAGCUUUACUAAUCAAAAGAAAAGUAUUAUCCGUAAUAAACUUUUAAAGUGUUUUCAGUACUGUUAAUCUACAGUCCAGAAGCAUUUUGAGCCUCAGUGUUAAAAAAAAAUCUAUAUUUGGGUUCAUCGGUUAUUAUUUUGCACAGUUUUGCACACGUAUCUGUAGACAGGAUCUCUAGAAUGAUCUGAAAAUGUUUGAAUCUGGAGGACCACAAACUACAAUGGAAACAACUCCUUACAGACUUUCCUGUUCCUUGAGUAGCUCCUCCAAGUGACCGCUGAAUAAAGAAUUUUCUGCUGUAGGGAAAAAGCUGUGAUAGUUCAGUCCCCUUUUUAACAAGGGGCUGCCAACGGUGCCAAAAUUGCUCUGUGUCAUAUCACUUUGUGAUAAGGAACCACAAACAGUUUAAAAGCAUAAUCCAACUCUCUAUUGUCACAGUGUCUUGUUAGGCGCAGUCACUUUAAUUUAUAAAAGAACAUCUGAUGCUGUUAUUUGUCCAUAUCUUGAUUAAGAAGUUAAAAUAUGAUUUCUGUCUUUCCUCUCAUAUGCCUUUAUUUGUCACAGCUGCACCAGCAAAACAAAACAAAAAGUUGUGCCAC